Molecule: messenger RNA, 973 nt
Organism: Rotaria sordida
Lineage: Eukaryota; Metazoa; Rotifera; Eurotatoria; Philodinida; Philodinidae
Source: the annotation of a GenBank genome assembly
UUUAGAUAUUUAUUUUGAAGAUGUUUGUCAUUUAAUUCCUCCAAAUGUAAUAUCAUGUACUCUUAAACAUUUAUCAAUGUCAGGUGUACAAUGUGAUUUAGAUAAUUUAUCACUUUUAUAUGAACAUACUCCAUAUAUUGAAUACAUUUCUAUAAAUCUAUGGGAUCCAUAUGAUGAUCAUUAUCAAUUAUCUUUAAUACCUUCAUUAACAAAAAUGAAAUUAAAAUGUGAAAGUUCAUCAAGAAUAAUUCAAGCAGUUUUACGAAAAGUACCAAAUUUAAUUAAUUUAACAAUUGAAACAAAAAUAAUGCAUAUGGAUGGACAUAUGUGGAAAGAUAUUCUUAAUAAAUAUUUACCUAAUUUAAAAAUAUUUAAUCUUAAAAUGGAAUUUGAACUUACUGAUUAUGAUGAUAUUGAACAAGAAAUAGAUCGAAUUAUUGAUUCAUAUAAAAAUCAAUUUUGGAUUGAUCAACAUAAAUGGUUUAUUCGAUGUUUUUGUUAUACAGAAAAUGAAAGUAGUUUUAUUCAUCUUCAUACAUUACCUUAUAUUUUUGAAAAUUUUUCUAUUAAUAUUAAUGAAAAUUUUCUAUUUAAAUCAACUUCUCCACAAGAUAAAAAUUAUUUAACAUAUAAUCAUGUUCAAUAUUUAAAAUAUUCUUAUACAACAUCUGAAGAUAUUUAUUUACCUGAAAUUAAAUUUCCAAAUAUUCAACAUUUAACAUUAACACUUCCUCAUGAUAAUCAUUUACGAUUAUUAAUUCCUCAAUUUAAUAAUUUAAUAUUUCUUGAAAUACGAAUGAUUACUUGGGGUAAUUUUGAUAAUGAUUUAAUUCAAUUACAAAUUCUACUUGAUCAAGCACCACGUCUUUAUUAUCUUAAAUUUCAUUCAUGGGCAUCAGGAAUAUCAAAAAUUGAGAAUAAAAAUAAAAAAACGAGUAAAACAGAGAUAUCUGAAUAUGAACUUCAAUUAUGA